Molecule: messenger RNA, 1617 nt
Organism: Malassezia restricta
Lineage: Eukaryota; Fungi; Basidiomycota; Malasseziomycetes; Malasseziales; Malasseziaceae
Product: cytosol aminopeptidase
Exons: 1
Coding region: 1-1617 (538 amino acids)
Biological process (GO): proteolysis
Cellular component (GO): cytoplasm
Molecular function (GO): manganese ion binding; metalloaminopeptidase activity
Source: RefSeq, a predicted model, not a curated record
AUGUCUGGACUGCUUGGAAAAGUGGUGCGAAUCGAUGCGGAGGGCGCAGCUCCUUCCCUGGCCGCCCUCCCUGAACUGGCUGCACAAGUAGCGUCACAGUGGAAGGUGAGCCGAGCCAACGCGGCCAAGCCGGGUGAAUGUCGCGUACUGUACCCGUCGUCCUUUCAUCCGGUGGCUGCUGUAGCUUCUGGCGAACAAGCGGGAGCGCCGCAAACGGGCCCCGAUGCCUUGCCGUCUGCUAACGUGUUUCUUCGCAAUGAGCGCCUUGAAGAGACACGUCUGGCUGCCGCUAAAGGUGUUCGUGCGUUGCGCGACUUGGGCAAGGUGAACGAGGAAGGCCAGUGCAUUGAGGUUGAUUCCUUUGCGAGUGCCCACGCCGCUGCCGUGGGAGCGACGCUUGGCUUGUGGAACGUGAACCACUUCAAGACACGCGGCUCCGCGCCUGCCUGGAGCCUGCCGCUUGAAAAGCAGGGUGGUCGUCACAUCGAGGCUGUGCCCAUCCAUGGCCCUGUUUCGAGCGAACAAAAAAAGUCGCUGCGUGAUGACGGCGACGAACUGGCUUCUUCUGCCACACCUUUGAGCUGGUACACGGGUGAGGUGUACGCGCGCGCUCAGAACUGGUCGCGCGAACUGCAAGAAACGCCUGCCAACCUCUUGACGCCCACGAUUUUCGCUCAUCGUAUUAUGGAUGCUUUCAAACACGUACCCCACACCAAAGUCGUGGUACAUGAUGCAGACUGGGCGCGCGAGCAAAACAUGAAUUUGUUCCUCUCAGUGGCACAAGGUUCCGAGCAGCCAUGCAAGUUUGUCGAAAUCCAGUACCAUGGCGCUCCUGAUGCCAAGGCCGCCCCCCUGGCUCUGGUCGGCAAGGGUAUCACGUUUGAUACGGGUGGCACGAGUCUGAAGCCCAGUGCUGGCAUGGAUCUCAUGCGUGCCGACAUGGGCGGCGCUGCUGCCGUGGUUGCUAGCACCCUAGCUAUGGCCCAGCUGGGUCUUCCGAUCAAUGUCGUCACUGUGACGCCCCUCACCGAAAAUAUGCCAAGUGGUCGUGCCACCAAGCCCGGUGAUAUCUUCCAAGCUCGUAACGGUCUGACUGUGCUGGUGGACAACACUGACGCAGAGGGCCGCCUCGUGCUUGCAGACGCGCUGUCGUACGUGACAGAUGUCUAUGCUCCGCACACGGUCAUUGACGUAGCCACCCUGACCGGAGCCUGUGUCAUGGCUCUAGGUGACGUGUACUCGGGUGUAUUCACGGAAGCCGAGUCAUUGUGGCAGGAACUCAAGACGGCCGGUGAGGCGGAACACGACCUGUGCUGGCGUAUGCCGCUCACUGACAGAUAUUUGCCCCAGAUCUCCAAGCUCAAUGCCGACCUUGUCAACACAGGUGGUCGUCCUGCUGGCUCAUGCACGGCUGCUAUCUUCCUAAAGCAAUUCGUUCAUGGCCUCGAGGACCGUGCCAAAGGCGAAGCCGCCCGUGUGCGUUACGCGCACAUUGACAUUGCCGGCUCUAUGGAGGCCGCAGCCAACACGCUCAACGACUACCAGAGCAAGGGGCUGACCGGUCGCCCCGUUCGUGCCCUUAUCGAGUUUGCGCGUCGUUUAGCCUUUUCCUCGUAG